Messenger RNA from Quercus lobata, 557 nucleotides. RefSeq names its product probable terpene synthase 2. The record is from RefSeq and is a predicted model, not a curated record. Gene Ontology annotation, biological process: terpenoid biosynthetic process. Gene Ontology annotation, molecular function: terpene synthase activity; magnesium ion binding. The coding region runs from base 15 to 557 and encodes 180 amino acids. The transcript has 2 exons. Lineage: Eukaryota; Viridiplantae; Streptophyta; Magnoliopsida; Fagales; Fagaceae.
UUUAAUGGAACCAGAUGAAAAAACUUUGUCAAGCCUAUUUUGUUGAAGCCAAGUGGCUUAACGAAGGAUACAUACCCACAAUGGAUGAGUAUAUGAGUAACGCACUAAUAUCUACUUGUUGCCCUGCUCUUAUAAUCUUAUCUUUUGUUAGCAUGGGAGAUAUGGUAACACAAGAGGCCUUCGAAUGGGUCUCCAAGGUGCCUAAGAUUGUCAAAGCAGCAUCAACCAUAACCAGGCUAAUGGAUGACAUUGUCUCCAAUGAGUUUAAGCAAAAUAGAAAGCAUCCUGUCUCAGGCAUUGAAUGCUGCAUGAAGCAACAUGGUAUCUCAAAGGAAGAGGUACAUAACGAAUUUCAAAAGCAAAUCGUGAAUGCAUGGAAGGAUAUAAACGAAGGAUGCCUUAGACAUACUCAAGUGCCAAUGCCUCUCCUCAUACGUGUUCUCAAUUUCUCACAAGCAAUUGAUCUGCUUUGGAAGGAUGAAGAUGCAUUCACACAUUUUGGAGAAGUGUUUAUACAUGGUGUUACUUCAUUGCUUGUUGACCCAAUGCCAAUUUGA